Molecule: messenger RNA, 2093 nt
Organism: Linum tenue
Lineage: Eukaryota; Viridiplantae; Streptophyta; Magnoliopsida; Malpighiales; Linaceae
Source: the annotation of a GenBank genome assembly
AUGGCAGCUAAUAAAGCUAGUAGCGGGCAAGAAUCUGUCAACAACAUAUGUGUGAAGGCAACCGUUAACAGGAACAAGAAAUCGGUCGUCUUCGUCGAAGCCGACGCUGACCUUGCCGACGUCCUGUUUGGCUACCUCACGCUGCCCAUGGCCACCGUCAUCAGCCUCAUCUCCCGCAAGCAGCCGCCGGCGGUAACGCUAGGCUGCUUCGGCAACUUGUACCGCAGCGUCGAGGUUCUGGAGCCUCAGCACUUCAGAACCCGGAAGUGCAAAGAAAUGCUUCUCCGCCCUCGUAACGGCGCCGACGCCUACUGCCAGUACCUGAAAAUAAACGUCGAGAAAUGUGACGAGCAGCAGCAGCAGCCGCCCUACGGCCUCUUUCGUUGCGAUCCGCCGUCGCGAGCUGGUAGUAAGUCGAGCUCCUCUGCCUGUCGUGAUCAUAGCACGACGAAUCCGUGCUUGAGCUACGACAAAACGGAUGUUUGCCGGUACGGGAAGAAGAUGACUCUUCGGGUUCCUUUCCUCUGUCGCGACGUAGAGGAAAAGGGUCUGUUCGUGAAGCGGCUCAGUAGGCUCGUAAUUAGCGACGAUCUAAGAGUGAAACCUGCGACCACCGCAGCGACCGUUUCGCUGCUCUCCGAGCGUGGCGUCUCUGAUGCAACUCAGGUUGAGGAGCUGACCUUCGAUUUCGGCAUCAAUGAGGCAUUGGAUUUGUUGAAGCUGGCUUUGGUGUCUAAGACGCCUCUCUCUGACGUUCUUCUCAACACCAAAGUAGCCAAAAAGGAGUUGAGCAGUAAAGCCAACUUCUUGGGCGGCUUUGAUCAUCGCUGUCACCGAGCGGUUGUCAAACAAGUAGAAGAUGCACACCAAGUUGCACCAAAAGACAGUGCGGCAGCUUUCUUGCCAAAAAAAGUUAGUACAGCUGCCCGUAUCAAGCUUGUGUACAGCAAGACCAAGAACAGAGUCCUGUAUGCGGAAGCCGGUGAGGAUUUUGUCGACCUGAUCUUCACCUUUCUCCUCGUUCCCCUCGGCCACAUGUUCAAGCAAAUGCAAGACGUCGUCGACGGCUUGACGGACGUAAUUCCUUCCGAAGGUUGCAUGAAGAACUUGUACAAGAGCGUGCAGGAUCUUGUGGCAGAGGGAUGCAUCGUUGGUGACAAAGAUGAUGGACGUGCACCGGUCUUGCUGCGUCCUCUGCUCGCUGCCCGUUAUGGCUACCUAGAUCAUCCUCUAGGCCUUAAAGAAGUCGAGUAUGUUUUCGUUAAUGAUAAGAGUGCUUCUUCUUCUUCUUCUUCUUCUUCUUCUGCUGCUGCUGCUGCUGCUUGUCCCGUGGAAGGCAGGGGAAGGACGGCAGGACACAUCUGGUCCACAAUUAGCUGCGUAAUCAAAGACCCUAAAUUGCCUGCGACGGUGCGGCCAGAGGAUCCUGCUACUUGGAAGGAUUUAUCAAGAGCCGCGGGUUACGUGUCGCCUUCAAUGUACACCGUCACCGACGAUCUGAACGUAUCGCCGAUCUCCCCUGCCUCGAACCUGGCUCUGCUGCGGAAGCUGAAUGUGCCCUUCUCCGAUAUUGAGGACCGGAUUGUACAUGUGGGGAAACAAGAGGCAUCUCGUCUUCUCAUGGCGUCGCUCACCUCAAACUCUCCUCUGACGGCUGCAUUUCUUGGGUGUGCCUGUUGUUGUGAGAAAGUUCAAGUUGGCGGUACGACAAGUUCAGUGGACGAAACUGCGAGGCCAACAAAGAGACGUACAAGAUCAUCGAACAAAAACUAGGUCAAACCGCGCGUUAAGGAGUUCUGAAUUGUUUCGAUUUUAAUUAAGGAGAAAUGUCUAUGUUGAGUUCUAGGGUUUUGUGGGUAACGAAAUGGAAACUCCGUUCUUCUGCUUCACCAAUCUGCUGUCUCAAUUCUCAAGUCUUCUUCCUUGUUGAUGGUGUUGUUUUCGGGGCGGUUUCGGUAAAUCCAAUUAUCUGACGUUAAAAAGUAUUUUUACUAUAUUUUUCAGAGUUAGGGUCUUUUGACUUUGUGAAUUGGCUUCUUUAAAUUGUUAUGUUUUUCUGAGAGUAUAAGCAGGUACAGUCCAUUUUGUUUUUU